CGUGCCUUGCCCGCCCCCGGGGAGCGGUGGAGCCGGUCGGGCUGGCCCUGGGCGGGCUGACAGCACCUCGGGGCGCUGCCUCCGUGUGCCUGCGGCGAGGGCGGGGGGCCAGACGAAAGGGGACGGGGCUGUCGCGGUGUGGGCAUGCAGCUGGGGUGGGCACGGGGUGCCCGCAGCUCCCUGCCCGCUGCCCAGGGUGGAAAACGCCUUUGGGAUCGGCUCCCUCGGGAUCUGCUCCCUCCGGAUCCGCUCCUGCUCCUCGCUCAGCGCCUGCAGGGCGACGCCGGCUCGGCCCUGCCAAGGUUUAAUAACCCCAGCCCCGUCCCUGGGAGGAUCAAACGGACGAGCGGGUUUGUGCAGCCGGUCGAGCUCUCUGCUGCCGGCGCGGGACCUGCAGCCCCCGGGAGGGUUCCUGGAGCCCAAAUCAUUGCAGCAAAAUCCUCCCCCCCCGGGAUCAGAGAUGCUCUGGACAGGGCACUGCAGCGAUGAGGGGGACCAGGCUGGGCGCCAGCUCCUCCGGCCACCGCAGAGCACAGACCCUGGCUUUAAUCAUCUCCCAGCCACCUACACGGGCACCUCUGGCUCUUUCAUCUUCCCCCAGUACGGAGCCGGUGCCGCCGGUGCUGCCUGAGCUGCUCGCGGCCGCCCGCGCACUCCUGCAGUGGCCGGAGCAAAGCACUUGAAAGACGGACUGGAAAUACGGACCGGUCCUGCGGGGGCGGCCAGCACCUCUCCGCUCCUCCUGCCUCCAGCAAGCCCCUGGCUCGGGGGUUAUUUCUCUGCUCCGGUUCGGGAUGAAGUUGCCAGCCUGCAGAAAUUCCGGGAGGAAAAAUCCCAGCUCUGUCACAUACAAGGAAACCCCCGGCUUCAGGAACGCCGAGGUGCUGGGGAGCAGGACGCGAGGAUGGACAGACGGACGGACAGACCCUGGGUGCGGAGGAGCGCCGCCGGCACCACCGCCUCCCUUUGCUGAAACUCCACGUUUUAACUGGGAAGGGAUCAAAAAGGGACGUCUCACUUCCACACCUGCGUGGCUUUGGUGAAAAAAAGAAACGAACGGGGCCAGGUCGGCCACGCUCCGGGUUUGUGUCCGCUCCCGGUCCUGCUUUCAUAUGGGACGGGCUGUGCUGGCUGCUGGGGAGCUGCUGGGGUCUGGCGCCUGCCUGGGAUUGUGCUGGCGAAGCUGGAGGUUGCAUGGAGAGGUUUUACAAGCAGGGAAUACAUCUGAAAACAGAAAACAAACAAAACAAAAAAAAAGCAAAAAAGAUGAAAAAAAAAAAAAAACAGACUAAGGUUUAAGAAGCUGCCCCGUCCCCCUGGCAGAGACGCGUACCCCAAAACGGAGUGAUGGCGAGCCGGCACGCGGCCACGAGCCCCGAUCGCCGGCGAUCUCGCCCUGCCCCGGCGCUGGAGCAGGCAGCGGCAGCCGGCGCGGAGGAGGCGGCAGCGAGGGAUGACAACUGGGGCGAGACCACCACGGUGGUGACGGGGACGUCGGAGCACAGCAUCUCGCACGAUGACAUUACGCGCAUCACCAAGGACAUGGAGGACAGCGCCCACCUGGACUGCUCCCGGCACCUGGGCGUCGCGCUGGCCGGGGCGCUGGCGCUGCUCGCCUUCCUCACGCCCCUCGCCUUCAUGCUCCUGCCCCAGCUGCUGUGGCGGGAGGAGCUGGAGCCCUGCGGGACGCCCUGCGAGGGGCUCUUCAUCUCGGUGGCCUUCAAACUCCUCAUCCUCCUGCUGGGCAGCUGGGCGCUCUUCUUCCGCCGCCCCAAGGCUUUCUUCCCGCGCGUCUUCGUCUUCCGGGCGUUGCUCAUGGUGCUCGUCUUCCUCCUCGUCGUCUCCUACUGGCUCUUCUACGGCGUGCGCAUCCUGGACUCGCGGGACCGCAACUACCAGGGCAUCGUGCAGUACGCCGUCUCGCUGGUGGACGCGCUGCUCUUCGUGCACUACCUGGCCGUGGUGCUGCUGGAGCUGCGCCAGCUCCAGCCCCAGUUCACGCUCAAGGCCGUGCGCUCCACCGACGGGGCCAGCCGCUUCUACAACGUCGGGCACCUCAGCAUCCAACGAGCGGCCGUCUGGAUCCUGGAGAACUAUUACCACGAUUUCCCAGUCUACAAUCCUGCCCUCCUCAACCUGCCAAAAUCCGUCCUGUCCAAGAAAAUGUCCGGGUUUAAAGUCUAUUCCCUUGGCGAGGAAAACAGCACGAACAACUCCACGGGGCAGUCCCGGGCCGUCAUCGCCGCGGCUGCCCGCAGGCGCGACAACAGCCAUAACGAGUACUACUACGAGGAGGCAGAGCACGAGCGCAGGGUGCGGAAACGCCGUGCCAGGCUCGUGGUGGCGGUGGAAGAGGCCUUCACCCACAUCAAGCGGCUGCAGGAGGAGGACCAGAAGAACCCGCGGGAGAUCAUGGACCCGCGGGAGGCGGCCCAGGCCAUUUUCGCCUCCAUGGCCCGGGCCAUGCAGAAGUACCUGCGCACCACCAAGCAGCAGCCCUACCACACCAUGGAGAGCAUCCUGCAGCACCUCGAGUUCUGCAUCACCCACGACAUGACGCCCAAGGCGUUCCUGGAGCGGUACCUGAGCGCCGGGCCCACCAUCCAGUACCACAAGGACCGCUGGCUGGCCAAGCAGUGGACGCUGGUCAGCGAGGAGCCGGUGACGAACGGCCUGAAGGACGGGGUGGUCUUCGUGCUGAAGCGCCAGGACUUCAGCCUGGUGGUGAGCACCAAGAAGAUCCCGUUCUUCAAGCUCUCGGAGGAGUUCGUGGACCCCAAGUCGCACAAGUUCGUCAUGAGGCUGCAGUCGGAGACCUCCGUGUGAGCUGACGAGGGGUGGAGAGGGGCCGGGGGGGCCACCCCGCCUCGUCCUCCCCGCCUCUGCCGAGGCUCAGCGAGGCCGCGGCCGGAGGGCAGGACUGCGGCAGGCACCUGGAAGCAGUGCCCACGCCUGGCCCCGCCACCAACCUGUGGCCACCACUCGCCCUCCGGCUCGGGUCCCCAUCGGGCGAGCCGAGCCCCUUCCUCCUCGUCCCCGCGCUCCCCGAAACCCAGGUCCUUGUAGCAAUCCCCCAGGAGGCGCAUCCAGCGCAGGACGGUGUCGCGGCCGGGAAGGCGACGGCGUCCCUCGGUGCCAUAACUCAAGGGCUAACCCUCCGUUGAAUUUCCUUCACCAGCGUCUUUCCAGCGCGGCCGGGUCUGGCGGACCCCCUGCGCUUUCCCGUUUUCUACCUGGCGACUGUCCUGCCUCUGGCCUUAAAACACCGCCCGGCGUCCGGGGCUGGUUUUUAAUAAUCGAGACUUUUGGAGCAUUUUGCAAACACCUCUGCGAUCUGUGGCUGCUAUGAACCCCUCCCCGGCCUCCGGGGAAGGACCCGAAGCGGCGAUGCGGCCGCGGGCAGGUCCUCGCCUCCCCGCCGUUUUCCACACUCAGCUCUUAACAAAAGCAAGAGAAAGUUGGGGUGUUAAGGCAAAAAGCGGCUUUUCAACGGCGGUGCGUGUGCCCCCGAGGAGAUCGGAGUCCCCGCAGCCUACCCUGCCAGCUCCGAGCACGGGGGGGCUUUGCACCGUUCCUGCAGCGUGGCAAGAGCCCGAGUUGUGCUGGCUGCUGGAGCGGGGCAAAAAUCAUCCCAGCCUCGUCCGUGGUGCCGGGCUGGCCGGUGAGGGCGAGGGGUUGCGGGAUUUGGGGGGCACAGCACCCUGUAGUUUGCUGCAGAACGGCCCUAAGCACCCCUCGGGCUCCGGUGCUGGCCUCAAGUGGCUUCUUUGCAAAGGGUCUUGGUUCACCAGGGUCUGAAAUCUGUGCCCUGCGGUGGAGAUGGGGACGUGGCGGCCCCCGGCGGGGCUGAGCGAGGGGACCCCGCAGCGCUCAGACCCGCGCUGCCUGCGCCGUGGGGCACCGAGCGCACGCAGGGUCCCCGUGCCUGCAGAAGCUUUUGCCUUCCCUUGGUUUUGUUAAGGUUGCAAAUACCUCAUGGGUGUUUUUUGUUGUUUUCGUUGUUUUUUUGUUUUUUUAUUUUUUUUUCAUCUGGCUUUUGUGUUGGUUGCGGGGGGCUCACGGGGGUGACCGCAGCAUCCCGAGCUGAGUUUGGGCUCGCUCGGUGGCGAGACCUGCCAAAUUCCCUCGCUGUGACGCCCACGUCCCACCCCAGAGGGCCUGGGGGCUUCCCCAGUAAAUACCAGUAGCAGAGAGAGGCUCCCCAGUGGAUUUCAAGGGCUCUCCCAGCACAAGCUUGUGGGGGGAUGCAGCGGGGGGGGGGGGGGGGGGGCAGGCACCGCCUUUCCGAAUUCCCAGGAAAUCUCCAUUUUUCCGGAGUUUCUGUGUCUUUAUAGCCCCGCCAGGUCCCCGCAGUGCCAGUGUCUGUCCCGCGCCAGCUUCCAGUCCCGUUUACACCAGCACCGCCGCGCCGGAGCCCCCCCCGGGUGCUGGAGCCCCUCGGGGGGCUGGUGCCGCUGGGAGCCCGGUUUGGGGGUGUUUUACUGCAAAAAGACUUCAGUGAGUGAGAGUGGAUGUUGUAGGCGGGGGGGGGGGGGGGGGGCGGAUUUUCCACUUGGAGUUUAAGAAGAAUUCACCUUUUUUGUUCUUUUUUUUUUUUUUUUUUUCCGCAGAGCCGAGCCCUUGUGCAUGCGUGUAGAAAAUUGUAAAAUGUAAAAUUGUUUUUUAAUAUAUAAAAAGCUUGUUUUUACAGUUUGCAGUGGAUCGAAGCAUUAUGGCAGUGUUAGGAAGUUGGUUUUUUGUCUUUUUUUUUUCAUAGAGGAUCUAAUUUUUUUUUUUUUUAAUAAAAUAAACCCGUUGGA
Messenger RNA from Cygnus olor (mute swan), 4799 nucleotides. It is a transcript of the gene VANGL2, whose product is annotated as VANGL planar cell polarity protein 2. Gene Ontology annotation, cellular component: plasma membrane. The coding region runs from base 1348 to 2826 and encodes 492 amino acids. NCBI's taxonomy places the organism in Eukaryota, Metazoa, Chordata, Aves, Anseriformes, Anatidae. The transcript is spliced from 6 exons. The record is from RefSeq and is a predicted model, not a curated record. Gene Ontology annotation, biological process: Wnt signaling pathway, planar cell polarity pathway; establishment of planar polarity; multicellular organism development.